UGACAUCACCGUCUAGGGGAGAGGGAAUGGGGGGGACAAAGAUACGGGACACGAUUUGUGCCUAAGGAUGAUGAUGAUGGUGAACAGUGACCUAAUCCUGGGCUCUGUUCGAUGGUUUGCCUUCCCAAAAGUUCGAAUUUCGCGCCCUGCGACCUCACACCUCCCUCCAUCUCCCCGGCGCUUCCACAAAGACGCGCCACCUGCGGGCCUCGGCAAUCGAUGAUUCGACCCUCCUGCCUCCCCUUGCAGACUGCGUGCGGACGGCUCGGGGAUGGAGUGGAGAGGUCUGGGGCGGGCGCGUGCGCAGUAGCGAAGCUCGUGUGGAGUUGAGGGGCUUCAGUCCUGGGUGCUAUUUAGUCCGCUCCUCUUGCCCCCCGCCGGACUUGCCAUGGCAGACGAUGACUUGGAGGCCCUGCGGAAGCAGAGGCUGGCCGAGCUGCAGGCGAAGCAUGGGGACUCUUCUGGUGACCCAGCUCAACAGGAGGCAAAACACAGGGAAGCAGAGAUGAGAAACAAUAUUCUAGCUCAAGUUCUGGAUCAGUCAGCGCGGGCCAGGUUAAGUAAUUUAGCACUUGUAAAGCCAGAAAAAGCUAAAGCAGUAGAGAACUACCUCAUACAGAUGGCAAGAUAUGGACAGCUGAGUGGAAAAGUAUCAGAGCAGGGAUUGAUAGAAAUUCUUGAAAAAGUAAGCCAGCAGACAGAAAAGAAAAUAACAGUUAAGUUCAACAGAAGAAAAGUAAUGGAUUCUGAUGAAGAUGAAUAUUGAAAUUUAAUGUUUAAAGACUCAUAAACUUCUUGAAAAAUUUCUAGGAAAAGAUAAUACUUGGCAGAAGUGAAGAUCUGAUUAAAUGGUAACUUUGCUUUCUGUAUACAUUUUGAGAAAGAGGGGCAAAUAAAAAGGACUUGUUUAUGUAAAAUAAAACAAUUUGGACAAUG
Sarcophilus harrisii (Tasmanian devil) is the source of this 936-nucleotide messenger RNA. RefSeq names its product programmed cell death 5 (gene PDCD5). The record is from RefSeq and is a predicted model, not a curated record. The transcript has 6 exons. Gene Ontology annotation, cellular component: nucleus; cytosol. Gene Ontology annotation, molecular function: DNA binding. NCBI's taxonomy places the organism in Eukaryota, Metazoa, Chordata, Mammalia, Dasyuromorphia, Dasyuridae. Bases 389 to 766 code for a protein of 125 amino acids.